AUCAGUCAUGCCAUCUUCACCACCAUAUUCUGGAUUCGCACUCCGUAGCGACGAGAAUGGCUCUCAAUUCCAAAUUCAUGCAACUUUAUGGUUAUGAUCUGUUGUUGGGUUCGAUUGCCGCUUUUUAUGUGUUCAUGGCACCUUACACAAAGGUCGAAGAAAGCUUCAAUGUUCAGGCAAUGCACGACAUAUUAUAUCAUCGGCAUCAGAUAGAGAAGUAUGAUCACUUGGAAUUUCCUGGAGUUGUUCCUCGUACAUUUAUAGGUGCCCUGUUCGUAUCAAUUUUAGCCUCUCCAUUUGUCCUAGCAGCAAGUUUAUUACACUUGCCAAAAAUAUACAGCCUUUACGCAGUUCGUUUGGUGUUAGGUUGCAUUAUCCUGUCUACACUGCGCCUCUUCCGCAUUCAGAUCCGGAAAAAUUUUGGUUCUCAGGUUGAAGUGUUUUUUGUAAUAUUGACUGCUCUUCAGUUUCACAUGCUGUUCUACUGCACACGCCCCCUUCCUAACAUAUUGGCGUUUGGUCUAGUUAACUUGGCGUAUGAUUAUUGGUUUAAGGGAAGUUUUUAUGCAGCAUUAAACUAUUUGAUUUUUGCUACCAUCGUUUUCAGAUGUGACAUCUUGUUACUUGUUUCACCUUUGGGCCUGGAGCUACUGCUGUCUAGGUCAAUUUCAUUACGAAAAGCUAUAUUAUCCUGCCUAGUAACUGCUUUGUUUUGCAUAGGUCUGACAAUUCUGGUGGAUUCAGUCCUAUGGAGGAAGUUGUUGUGGCCUGAACUGGAAGUUUUUUGGUUCAACUCAGUCUUGAAUCGGAGUUCUGAAUGGGGUACACAUUCAUUUCUCUGGUACUUCACAUCAGCACUUCCCCGUUCCUUGCUGGCAGCAUAUCCGCUCUUUCUGCUUGGUGUUUUACUUGACAGAAGGAUUCGGUUCUAUGUUAUUCCUGUUUUAUCAUUUGUUUUGCUUUAUUCAAAACUUCCACAUAAGGAACUCCGUUUCAUUAUUAGCUCUCUUCCUAUCUUCAAUUUAUCAGCUGCAAUCGCUGCUAGCAGAAUCUAUAACAAUAGGAAGAAGAGUUUCUGGAAAUAUCUUCAUGUUGCCAUGCUGGGGUUGUUCCUGAUCAGUCUAGGGUGUACGGUCUUGACAUUUAUGGCAUCGUACGAGAACUAUCCUAGCGGUCAUGCCCUAAAAGCUUUGCAUAAGAUGGGGCAUUUAACAAACAAUUCAAAGGAAGUGUGGGUUCAUAUCGACACCUUCUCAGCAAUGAAUGGAAUCUCGCGCUUCUGUGAAAAUAAUGAACCGUGGCGGUACUCAAAAGAAGAAGGGAUUCUGUUGCAAGAAUUUCAGGGUAGAAAUUUUACUUACCUUUUGAGCGAACAUGCUCUCAUCCAUGGUUACAAGUGUCUAUUUAGCACAAAGGGUUUUUCUGGGGCGCGUCUUCAUGUUGGAUUUCCCCCCAUGUCACUGGUAAAAAGACCCAAGGUUUAUGUCCAUGGAAAUGAGGCAAACGAGGAAGUAAUCUAUCGUACCUGGCCUGGAUGCUAAUUUUACUGAUUGAAGAGUCAUAGCACCACCACCACACAACUCCACAACUUCACCUCCCUCUACCUCUCGGGACGACCUAUCCAUGGAUCAACCUGCAGAAAUCUUUACAGCUUCAGCUUGUCAAACCCUACAAAUGUUUUCUAAUUCUAGUGCCUUGGAAUCAGCUGGAGUUAGAAUCAUCAGGAAUCUCGGACAGUUUAGUCUAGGUUGUGCAACAUUUAUAUGCACUGCCGCUUUCAUUGUCCUUGUCUGGAUUAUCAAUACUGUGUUUGGUUGUUGUAACAAAAAGUCAUAUUCCACUACUUUCUUUUUCUGUGUAUGAUCCCUGAGUUUUUUGCACUUGGCAAGACAAUCAAGAAACGACUUCUGCUGUAUCUUGUGCUUGUUUUCUUGUUUCUAUUAAUUAAUUUGCCGAUAUUUUAUGUUAUAAAACGUUUGGUUUGUAA
This is a messenger RNA of Sesamum indicum (sesame), 1987 nucleotides long. Its product is annotated as dol-P-Man:Man(7)GlcNAc(2)-PP-Dol alpha-1,6-mannosyltransferase. Gene Ontology annotation, molecular function: alpha-1,6-mannosyltransferase activity. Gene Ontology annotation, biological process: protein N-linked glycosylation. The record is from RefSeq and is a predicted model, not a curated record. Lineage: Eukaryota; Viridiplantae; Streptophyta; Magnoliopsida; Lamiales; Pedaliaceae. Gene Ontology annotation, cellular component: endoplasmic reticulum membrane.